AUUUUGGCUCGAAGGUAGUGUUUAUCGCCCUUGAGAGCAAUUGCGGGCUCGGAGUGACAGCUCAGCACAAGGGGACGCUGUUGGCCUCCGCCGCCGGAGGGGCGCCGCCGAGGGAUGCCGUCCAAGCGCCGCAACAACGGGCGCUCCAAGCACGGGCACGGCCACUCGGCCAUCGUCCGCUGCUGCAACUGCGGCCGGUGCGUGCCGAAGGACAAGGCCAUCAAGCGCUUCCAGGUCCGCAACAUGGUCGACGCGUCCUCCCAGCGUGACAUCCGCGAUGCCAGCGUGUACCAGACCUUCAUGCUCCCGAAGCUCUACAUGAAGAUGCUGUACUGCGUCUCCUGUGCCAUCCACGGCCGUGUCGUCAGGCCGCGCCCGGCCGCUCCGAUGGGGGCCCUCCUCGGCGGCGGCCGCGACCUCCAGGGCCACAGUCCCUGCCCGCCUGCUCGGGAAGGCCCUCGGACACUAGCUGCAGGGCAGGGGUCGCCGACCGGUGCGGUGACCACACCUCGGCGGCGAGCGAGGGAGGAAAAAGAGAAGGAUCGGUGA
Messenger RNA from Prorocentrum cordatum, 549 nucleotides. The record is from the annotation of a GenBank genome assembly. NCBI's taxonomy places the organism in Eukaryota, Dinophyceae, Prorocentrales, Prorocentraceae.